Messenger RNA from Acanthosepion pharaonis, 3186 nucleotides. NCBI's taxonomy places the organism in Eukaryota, Metazoa, Mollusca, Cephalopoda, Sepiida, Sepiidae. The record is from the annotation of a GenBank genome assembly.
AUGGCUGACACUCGGCUCUCCAACUACGAGGCUACGGUAGAAAAACUUAAUAAAUUCUAUUUCAGGCUCAAACACCAAAUCUUACAGUACCAGAGUCUUUCACUUGGAUUGUAUCCAGAAUGUGGUACAUUUGACCCUGAGAAAAUUUGUAAACAUGCAAAUGUAAGAGACAGUAUCUAUUGUGCUGCGGCUACCUGGAGUCUCUCUCAAGCUUAUAGACACAUUGAUGAUGACAAAGGCCGUACUCAAGAACUUGCACAAAGUGCUGUCAAAACUAUGCGAGGUAUCCUAUACUGUUGGAUGCAUCAAACUGUUUUGUCUCACAAGGUUGAAAAAUUCAAAUAUGACCAAAAUCCCAUAAAUGCACUUCACACAGUAUUUGACAUUGUCACAGGAGACCCAGUCUACAAAGAUGAUGAAUAUGGCCACUUACAGAUUGAUGUUAUUGGCUUAUAUUUGAUUUUCCUUGUACAGAUGAUUUCAUCAGGUCUUCAGGUAAUAUUCUCCACUGAUGAAGUGAACUUUGUACAAAACUUAGUAUUUUCUGUAGAAAGAGCUUACCGAACUCCAGAUUAUGGAAUGUGGGAAAGAGGUACAAAAUAUAAUAAUGGCUCAACUGAAAUUCAUGCUAGCUCAGUUGGUUUUGCAAAGGCCGCACUUGAAUCAAUCACAGGACUGAAUGUUUUUGGUGACCAAGGUGCAGCCUGGUCAGUUAUUUAUAUUGACAUUGAUGCUCACAACCGCAACAGGACAAUUUUUGAAACCAUUCUACCUCGGGAAUCUAAUUCAAAGAAUACUGAUGCUUCAUUGCUUCCAACAGUCAGCUGGCCAGCUUUUGGUAUCCAUGAACAAAAUAUUCAUGCUCGCACUAUUAGUAAAGUCCUUCGAAAAUUGAAAGGAAAAUAUGGUGUGAAGCGUUUCCUCAGAGAUGGAUUUAAAACUGUUCUUGAAGAUCCAACUCGUAAGCAAUAUUUUCCUGCAGAAAUUAAGAACUUUGAUGGAAUUGAAUGUGAAUGGCCAAUGUUCUUUGCUUACUUGAUGAUUGACAGUGAAUUCAGUGGGAGCAAAGAAGAUGUUGAAACAUUUUAUAAGUUGCUUACUCCACUUUUGAAAGAUUCUGAAUAUGGGCCUUUAAUUCCUAAAUAUUAUUAUGUUCCUAAGGAGAAUAUACAACAAGAACAAAAGAAUCCUGGAAGGGAGGACUUAUUAAAUAUUCAUGAACUUGAUCCUAUCCGCCGUUAUUUACCUGCUCCAGAAAGACCUCGUUUUAGUUCCCGAUACAGUGCAUUUCAGGGAACUCCUGAUGAUUUGGUUAUCCAAAUGGUACUCAUUUCUGAGAGUGCUGAGCUACAACAACUCCUUGGAACUUAUGGAAUUGAAUCCCAAACUCCUCGACAAAUUGAACCAAUUCAAAUUUGGUCUCCCAAAGAGCUAACCAAAGCCUAUGGAUAUCUUGGUUCAAAUAAGAAAUUAGGCAUUUCUGGUCGACCUCAAAGGCCAUUUGGAGUUCUUAGUACAUCAAAGAUUUAUCGUAUUUGUGGCCAGACUGUUCUUUGUUAUCCUCUGUUGUUUGAACUCAGCAACUUUUACUUGGCUCAGGAUCUUUCACUUGUUGUUGAUGAUUGUAAAAGUGAUCUGGCUUUCUUAGCUAACUGUUGGAAACUUUAUGGCCGGCCUACGUUUUGUAUGGUUAUCAGACAUGAUAUUAUGAGUGGAGACUUUUCGUAUUUUCUUGAGCUCUUGUCAGAACUGAAAAGAGGGGAUUGCAGUGGUCUACGUGUGCGGUUUGGUCGACUGCAGGCAAUGAUCUCCUCAGCUUGUAUAGAACAUUUAGACUUUCUUCAUUCUCUGGAUGACCUUACAAACUUUAAAUCUUUUGAAGAAAAACCUUCAACUGCAGGUUUUACACCUUUUGUUACAAUGCCACCACCUGUUGCACCUGAAGUGGAGGAAGUACUCAAUGUUAUGGAUUUGACUAUUCGUUCUACCAAUGAUCUUAUUCAAAUGCUUCGAUAUUCCGAAAGUAUCAGAAAGAAAGUUCAAAUUUUAAGCAUCCUCCUUGAAAGAGAAGGCCUAGAGUUUCAUGUUGAAGAGUACACCGUUAAAGAGAGAUUGGAAAAAACUUUACAUUUGGCUGGCACAAAACGCCAAUGGGCUCAGGUCAGAUUAUGCGCUGCUCUCCUCGAUAAAGUUGUGGACAGUUUGGCACCAUCUAUUACAUCUGUACUGGUUCGGGGCAAACAGUUAACAGUUGGUGUAUUUGCACACGAAGAAACUGUCCUUGACAAACCCAUUCCACCUUCAGAAAUCAAAGAAAUCAUUUAUUCCUGUUGCAAGCCGCAUAAUCUCUCGGAAUCCGUUCUCCAACAAGAAAUCAUUAUCAAUAUUGGAAAACUUAUUUCAACCAGUCCACAGUUUUUUGCUGGGAUCCUGAAGAUUCGGAUUGGCUGGUUUAUUUAUGCCAUGAAGCUAGAGUUAAGCACUGAUAAAAGUAUGAACCCAGACAUCUUUAGUCUGUCACCCCGACAAAUCAGAACUCUGCUACUGAGAUUACUCAAACGAAAUAUGCAUGAGUUGGAUAAAAGUAAUCCUUUGAUGAGAAGACAGAUUGAUGGUGCCUUGAACAGAGUACCAAAGAAUUUCUACGAUCAAGUUUGGAACAUUCUUGAGAAAACCCCAGGUGGAGUUAAAGUCGUUGGAUAUCUUCUUCCCCAACAACCAACUCUCUCUGAUAUGACAAUGUAUGAGAUGAAUUUCUCACUUUUGGUUGAGAAAAUGCUCAGCCGUAUUGUAGAUCCUGCUUAUCGGCAAAUAAUGGUCGAGUCCUUUAUGGUUGUUGCUACGAUUCUUGACCGAAAUCCUGAGCUACAUUUUCCACAAGCAGUAAACAUGGAUAAGAUUUUGGAUGAUGCUUUUGCCCAAUUCAAAGAUGACAAGUUGAAAGAAGGCAUUGUGGAAAAAGAAAAAGUAACAAUGCAUAUGUUUAUCAGCACGCAAGCAAAUGUGAGGCAAGGUACAACCAGUUAUAUUGCCAAGUCUGUACUCAAGCAGUACCGACGAAAAAGCUUAUUUGCCGUAAAAAGUCUGAGGAAAAGCUUUAUUUACCGUAAACUAAAAAGGAGCAAUGAAGUUAUUCUCGGGACUGUUAGUGCUGGGUUGCUUCUCCUUUGGAAUUGUUUUGGCUAA